Eleginops maclovinus (Patagonian blennie) is the source of this 2805-nucleotide messenger RNA. It is a transcript of the gene cnr2, whose product is annotated as cannabinoid receptor 2. Gene Ontology annotation, molecular function: cannabinoid receptor activity. Lineage: Eukaryota; Metazoa; Chordata; Actinopteri; Perciformes; Eleginopidae. The record is from RefSeq and is a predicted model, not a curated record. Gene Ontology annotation, cellular component: cytoplasm; plasma membrane. The transcript is spliced from 4 exons. The coding region runs from base 402 to 1694 and encodes 430 amino acids. Gene Ontology annotation, biological process: regulation of metabolic process; adenylate cyclase-activating G protein-coupled receptor signaling pathway.
CUGAUGUUGUGGUGGUUCUGCUGCUGAAAGGAAACAACAUUAACCCUCAAACAAAAGAAAGCUAAGGGAAGUGGCCGGUCUCAUUCCCCUGAUGUGAACAACAAGGUUUGUCUGUCUGUGGCUGUUUCUGCUCUAAUAAUGAAAAUUUCCCCUCUGUGGGACGAUUAAAGGUAUUCUGAUUCUGACUGUUAUAAGGCAAUGAUGUCGUGGAUAAAUUCUGAAUAUUUUUAGUGUGGAUGUUUUGAUCUGCUGUAUUUCAGUUAUGUCUUAAGCAUUUGGACAGUGGUUCAGUCCGUAGGGGCUUGAGCUCCCUGGCGCCAGCUAGACAAAAGAACAAAAAUGCAUGUGCAUGUGUGCACGAAUAUAACUGAGUGUAUUUAUAUGUAACUGUAUAACAAAAAAUGCAUGUGCGUGUACACAAAACAGAGUGGAAAACUGUCCAUCUUUCUUUCUUUCUUUCUUUCUAUUUACUUACUUUAUUUAGGUUCAUUGAUGGCCUUCACCACGUACAAACUGGUGCUGAAAACUUAAGUCUAGCGCUGACCCAUACUAUAACAGUUGAAAUGGAUGCAUCACAAACAGCAGCUAACAGGUCUUGUGUGCAGCUGGAGUGCUACAUGGUCCUCAAGGACGUUGAGAAGAAAGCCAUCGGCUCCAUUUGUUUCCUGGCUGGUCCUUUCACUCUGCUGGAAAAUGCUAUUGUGUUGGGAGUAAUCGCCGCCACCGCCACCCUGCGAAGGCGACCAACCUAUCUGUUCAUUGCCAGCAUUGCUUUGGCUGAUGUCUUCGCCAGCUGCUUCUUUACCAUCAGCUUCCUGGAUUUUCACCUCUUUAAGCACUGUGACGGCCCUGACGCCUAUCUCUUCAAGUUAGGUGGUGUGACAAUGGCCUUCACCAGCUCAGUGGGGAGUUUACUUCUGACUGCUCUGGACCGAUACCUUUGCAUUUACCAGGCCUCCAGCUAUAAGGUGCUGCUGACCCGCAGGAGAGCCAAGCUCUCCCUGGUGAUCCUGUGGAGCACCACUAUCGUUAUGUCCUUCUUGCCUUUGAUGGGCUGGAGGUGUCCUACAGAGCUUAAGCCAUCCUGCUCGCGCCUGUUUCCCUACAUCAACCACGGGUACCUGGCCUGCUGGACCAGCUUUACACUGGUGAUUCUGACUAUGAUCUUGUGUGCAUAUGCUCUGAUCCUGUGGAAGGCCCACCGCCAUGAGUCCUCCAUGACCAGCCUCCAGGGAGCAGCAGGAACAGGCCACGCCCGCAUGAGGAUGGAUAUCAGGCUAGCACGCACCUUUGGCAUGAUCCUGCUCAUACUAGUGGGCUGCUGGCUUCCUGCACUGUCCUUCAUGCUAGCUGAUGUCUCUGUGACUCUGACCCACGCCCAACAGAGGGCCUUUGCAUUUUGCAGCACUCUCUGCCUGGUCAACUCCGCAGUCAACCCACUGCUGUAUGCACUGCGCUGUCGAGAGCUGAGAGUUGUUCUGCUGCAGUUGCUACAAAGGCUAUGUGAGUUUGGGAGGUGUAGAAAGACUACACAGGAUUUACCCCCAGGAUUACAUGCCACAGAAGAAAUCAACUGUUCUGCCAUCUCUGACCAUGAGAUACACACCAACAGAGCAAUGGAACUUCACUCAGUCUCAGAAAUGAUGAAAAAUCAGCCGGUCAAUACUGGAAUAUCAGUUGAAAUUAAGGAGUAAGUGGGUUUUUUUUGGCGUUCUUGGGUUUUUCUAACAGACAUAACAGAGAAUGAAUAAAAUAUUCUGUACAUGUGAGCAGGAUUUAUUCCUAUCAUUUAUUAAUGUUGGCACAUAUUUUUUUACCUAGGCUAUUAUUGUAAAGAUCAAAAAUCAGUAUUUGAAACAGGUGAUCCAAAAGAAAUCUGAUUUUAAAAGCAUAACAUGGGAAACAUGAUGAACACAAAUGUUAUGUUUAAUAUAUUCAAUGAAAAUAAAGUUUUAAGGAGAAACCAUGACCUUUAAAACAAAUAUAUAACACAUUACUUUAAUCUUAAAUAAAACAUGGACAUUUUAAAAUAUAGUUAGAACAAUUAACUGGAAACAGAUUCCAGUGGGGGAAAAGCCAUUCAUCUCAAGGCAUUGUUUCAGGAAAGACAAAAGGUUUAUGAUUGUGAUAAUAUCAUGUAGCCAUCUCACCUUCAACAUUUGACCUCUCCGCGUUCCAUUCUCAGAGCUUUAACCCUCUCCCUCGUCUGAAACAUUGUGUCCUGGUAACCGAAACUUUCGGCCACAUCCAUCAAGACCAAUUUGUUGUAUAUUCUUGUCUGACAUUUUAUUACAUUGUUGUGUUGACUUAUUGACAAAACGGUUGCCUACAUGUUACACAAUAUGACUUAUAACGUAUGCACUGUACCCAUGGUGUUAUUCAUAUUACAGUCACUAUCUGUAAAGAUGCUAUGUGGUCUAUUUAUUGGCCGUUUUUUGGUAUUUAACUGUUAAAAUGACAGCCAAGGCUAACAGUGUUUGCUUGUUUAUGUUUGAGUAUUUGUCCCUGGGCUUGCAGGGACAGAGGGCCCUGUGGGUUGCCUGUCCCAUCUGCACAUGAAUGCCACAACUCAACAAAAGCCUCUUGCAUAGGAGGGUCUCCCACAAUGUUCACCACAUGAAUCCAAGCAGUGUGUCGAGGUAAAUGGAGCACAUGCCAUGAAGGGAACAAGCAGAGACACUAGAACACUCUUUGCAGUAGUGACAACUGGCAGCUGCAGGAAAGCACAUAUUUAACAUACAUACGCUUAAACUCACAGGUGCACCAACUACACAGAACAUAUCAAAUGAUUAAAGAUUAUACUUG